AUGAUCAUUGAGGGCUUAAAAAAUUCGUAUUGUGAAGGAGUACAAACUGAUACAAAAAGAAAAAGACUUGUUGCUGAAUUUUGUAAUCGUUCAGUAAAUCCACAAGAUUGGAACUCAAAAUGUAAAUUUCGAGAAGGUAUUAUAACAUCUUGGUUGAGAAGAUCUCUACUUUGUUUAUCAACAGUUGUUGAAGAAUUUUAUAAAAAAGGAGAAAUAACAAGUAAACAUGGGAAUGCACCCAAUACAAGUUGGACAUCUUGGGCAAUAAAUACAAUGGUUAAAAAACCAGUUGUAUGGUCAUUUACUAAAAUGAAAGAUAUAUUAUUUAUUACCACAAAAAACAAUAACAUCACCAGAAACAAAAUACAUUCAUUUUUAAACACUUCCAGAAAUUGUCCAAUUAUUCAGUCAAAUAUAGAAAAGCAUGACUUAUUAUUAAAGGUAUUAUUAACACGUGUUGAUAAUUUAACAGAAGGUGAUGAGAGUUUAUUUAAAUUGAAAGAAAGAGAAAGGCAAAAAAAUUUUAAAUAUUCUUCAGUACUAUUUGUUCAUUGAUUUGAUGGUACAAAUUAUCAAUUAUUAAUUGUCGUCAUAAUAUAUCUAAAUUAUUACAAUUAAGUAUUAG
Molecule: messenger RNA, 625 nt
Organism: Aphidius gifuensis
Lineage: Eukaryota; Metazoa; Arthropoda; Insecta; Hymenoptera; Braconidae
Exons: 6
Coding region: 1-555 (184 amino acids)
Source: RefSeq, a predicted model, not a curated record